Molecule: messenger RNA, 6785 nt
Organism: Sphaeramia orbicularis (orbiculate cardinalfish)
Lineage: Eukaryota; Metazoa; Chordata; Actinopteri; Kurtiformes; Apogonidae
Gene: plxna2
Product: plexin A2
Exons: 32
Coding region: 649-6354 (1901 amino acids)
Biological process (GO): semaphorin-plexin signaling pathway; regulation of cell migration
Cellular component (GO): plasma membrane; semaphorin receptor complex
Molecular function (GO): semaphorin receptor activity; protein binding
Source: RefSeq, a predicted model, not a curated record
UAUGUCAGUCCGGCAGAGUCCCUGUGAGAAAGCCACGCUGCGGGUCUGAGCCGACGCUACGAAAUUAAACCGUCGGACCAGCCUGGUUCGUCCGUUGCCUUGCGUGUGUACACCUCAGCAGCCUCGGAAGGACGCUGAAUCUUUAACUGAUGGAAUGUGCCAUUUCAUUGACGCGGUUUAGUAAAGUAACAUUAGCAGGUCAGUUCAGAUGUUAAAGGCUCCGCUGCGAAGUUUACGCACUGCAUUUGGCAAAAUUACUCGCGGUAAUGACGAUUUAUAUGAAUGAAUGACGACACCGCCGCCGCCGCUUAACAGGUUUUACAGGCAGGAAUAUUCUAGGAAUUAAAUGAAGUAGUGAAUGUACAAAAAAAAUAGAUAUAUUUAGGUGGAGAUCCAACCAAAUAUAGAGCCUUUGGAAACAUUUUCACUGUGGAUGUUAGUCGGAGCGCAUCAGUUAAAGCCCAAGAAGACCGCACUGGAGAGAAUAGGAUAACCGGGAGAUCCAGUGUAAAUGAAGAGAAACAUGUGAAGACCUGUGUGAAGCCUCGACCAAGUUAGCCUUCAACAGCAAACAGGCGAAGGCCUCCUCCCUUCUUCCCCUCAUCCAUUCUCUUCCUGCUUCCUCUGCUUUUUGUAGCCCCAGUAAAUAUGGAGGGCUGGCGGGCUACAAACAGGACUUUAUCUCGGAAGCCAAAAGUAGGAGCUAUAGCUACUCUACUAGGCUUCUGGCUCUUAGUGAGUCCAGCCUUGUGCAGUGGACAGACAUUUACUAGUUUCCACCCAGAACGUCGAGACUGGGUCUUCAACCACCUGACAGUUCACCAAACCACAGGGGCAUUGUAUAUUGGAGCAGUCAACCGUGUGUACAAGCUGUCAGGCAACCUGACCCUUCUUGUUUCCCAUGAUACAGGCCCAGAGGAUGACAACAAAGCCUGCUAUCCACCUCUGAUUGUCCAGCCCUGCUCUGAGCCCCUUGUCGCUACCAACAAUGUCAACAAGCUUCUCCUCAUUGAUUAUUCCCAAAAUCGGUUGCUCGCUUGUGGCAGCCUCUACCAGGGUGUCUGCAAGCUCCUCAGAUUGGACGACCUCUUUAUCUUAGUGGAGCCCUCCCAUAAAAAAGAGCACUACCUCUCCAGUGUCAACCAGACUGGGACAAUGUAUGGGGUCAUUGUUCCCUCACAGGGCCAGGAUGGCACCCUAUUUAUAGGCACAGCAGUAGAUGGAAAACAGGACUACUUUCCUACCAUCUCUAGUCGAAAGCUGCCUCGUGACCCAGAAUCUUCUGCGAUGCUCGACUAUGAAUUGCACACUGACUUUGUGUCCUCUCUGAUCAAGAUACCAUCAGAUACCCUGGCACUGGUUUCCCACUUUGACAUCUACUAUGUGUAUGGGUUUGCAAGUGGCAGCUUUGUUUACUUCCUGACAGUCCAGCCAGAGACACCAGACAACAGCAUGUCAUCCAGUGGAUCCACCAGUGAUCUGUUCUACACUUCUCGCAUUGUUCGCCUUUGCAAAGAUGACCGCAAGUUUCACUCAUAUGUUUCCCUCCCUAUUGGCUGUGUGAAGAAUGGUGUAGAGUACCGCCUUCUGCAGGCUGCCUACCUUGGCAAGCCAGGCCGUGUUCUCGCUGCUUCACUGAACAUCAGUGCACAAGAUGAUGUGCUCUUCGCCAUCUUCUCAAAGGGCCAGAAGCAGUUCCAUCGCCCACCGGAUGACUCAGCACUCUGCAUCUUCACCAUUCGAGACAUCAAUGCAAGAAUUAAGGAACGCCUGCAGUCCUGCUACCAGGGUACAGGACACCUAGAGCUCAACUGGCUGCUUGGGAAAGAUGUGCAGUGCACUAAAGCGCCGGUGCCCAUUGAUGACUCUUUCUGCGGUUUGGACAUUAAUCAGCCGCUUGGUGGAUCUCAGUUAGUGACCGGACACACACUUUACACCGAGACCAGGGAUCGCAUGACCUCUGUCACCUCCUAUGUCUACAAUGGCUACUGUGUAGCCUUUGUGGGUACCAAGAGUGGACGUCUAAAGAAGAUACGUGUUGACGGGCCUCCUCACGGUGGUGUUCAGUAUGAAACAAUAUCGGUUAUCAAGGAUGGCAGUCCUGUCCUCCGUGAUAUGGCCUUCUCCCUUGACCGCAACUACCUCUACGUAAUGUCUGAGAGACAGGUGACCCAAGUCCCCAUCGAGUCUUGUGAGCAGUAUGGAACAUGUGGAGAGUGCCUGAGCUCUGGUGACCCACACUGUGGAUGGUGUGUCCUGCAUAACAUCUGCUCCCAGAGGAAUCGGUGUGAACGUGCAGACGAGCCUUAUCGUUUCGCUGCUUCUCUCAACCAGUGUGUGAAGGCCACCGUGUACCCCGAUAGUAUUGCAGUGUCAGAGCCCAGUGUACCUCUGCUAGUGAAGGUGAGUGAUGUUCCAGACCUUUCUGCGGGCAUCACCUGUUCCUUUGGCAACCUGACUGAAGUGGAGGGGCAGGUCAAUGGCAACCAGAUACUCUGUGUGUCUCCUGCGGCCAAGGAUGUCCCACUCAUCCCCACAGACCAAGAUUGGUCAGGAGUUGAGCUGCGACUCAAUUCUAAAGAGACGGGUCAGAUGCUCAUCAGCACAGAGGUGAAGUUUUACAACUGCAGUGUCCACCAGCUGUGUCUCUCAUGUGUGAACAGUGCCUUCCGUUGCCACUGGUGCAAGUACCGCAACUUGUGUACCCAUGACCCUUCCAGCUGUUCUUUCCAGGAGGGACGAGUCAACGCCUCUGAGGACUGCCCCCAGCUGGUGCGCUCUGAGGAGAUUCUCAUCCCAGCGGGGGAGGUGAAGCCUAUCACACUAAAGGCCAGGAACCUGCCACAGCCUCAGUCUGGCCAGCGAGGAUAUGAAUGUGUCCUCCACAUCCAGGGGGUCAGCCACCGAGUCACUGCCCUUCGCUUCAAUAGUUCUAGCGUGCAGUGUCAGAACAGCUCGUAUUUUUACGAGGGAAUGAAAAUCAGUGAGCUACCAGUGGAUUUUUCAGUGGUGUGGAAUGGCAACUUCAUUAUUGAUAACCCAGAGAAUAUCCAAGUGCACCUGUACAAGUGUGCAGCCCAGCGGGACAGCUGCGGCAUGUGUCUGAAGGCGGAGAGGAAGUUCCAGUGUGGCUGGUGCAGCGGAGAGGGACGGUGUACCCUACGGCACCACUGCCCUCCCAUCAACCCUUACACCACCCGUUGGCUGAACCUGUCCAGCAAGAAUGUCAAAUGCACCAACCCACGCAUUACUGAGGUGACCCCAGUAGCUGGACCCCCAGAGGGAGGUACACGGGUGACGAUCCACGGCACGAACCUUGGUCUGGCCUUUGCGGACAUGGUGAACAAUGUGGAGGUGGCAGGGGUUAGGUGUACCCCUGUAGAGGAUGGAUACAUCAUCGCUGAACAGAUUGUGUGUGAGAUGGAUCCAGCUCCUGCAGACAGUAAACCUGGUCCGGUCCAGCUGUGUGUUGGAGAGUGCAGACCUGAACUCAGGGCUCGAUCUGCUCAGCUCUACUCCUUUGUGACACCAACAGUCACAGGUCUAUCCCCGAGCAGAGGUCCAGAGUCUGGAGGCACAAAAGUGACCAUUAUGGGGGAAAACCUCGGCGCCGGCAGCAGUGUCAAUGUUCAGUUUGGAAACCAGACAUGCGAGUUCUAUGGACGGACCAUGACAGAGAUAGUCUGCUACUCUGCCCCAUCUGUGUCUGGAGUCGGCCCAGUCCAAAUCAGUGUAAGUGUGGACCACGCCCAAAUCAGAGAGAGCCUCACCUUUGAGUACAUAGAAGACCCGACUGUUCAGCGCAUUGAGCCAGACUGGAGCAUUGCAAGUGGACAUACACCCUUGAUGGUAACGGGGACCAAUCUGGAUGUGGUGCAAGAGCCCAGGAUCCGAGUCAAGUACGGCGGCCGAGAAUCUGUCAAUGUGUGUAAAGUAUUGAAUACCACCAGUAUGAGUUGCUUUGCUCCCUCGCUGAUGACCGAGUACCAUCCAGGUUUGGACACUGUGAAGCAUGCAGAUGAGUUUGGGUUCAUCUUCAACAACGUCCAGGCUCUGCUGGUCUACAACAACACCAACCUCCUGUAUUACCCAAACCCAUACUUUGAACCCCUCAGCACCACUGGUGUCCUGGAGCAAAAACCAGGUUCACCCAUCAUUCUCAAGGGCAGAAACCUGGUUCCCCCAGCAUCAGGAGGGGUGAAGCUCAACUAUACAGUCCUGAUAGGAGAGACUCCCUGCUCUGUUACUGUGUCUGAGAGCCAGCUGCUGUGUGAGCCACCCAAUCUUACAGGACAAUACAAAGUUAUGGUUCAAGUCGGAGGGCUUCACGUUUCUCCAGGUGCAGUGCACAUCAUGUCUGACAGCCUGUUGACUCUUCCUGCCAUUGUGAGCAUUGCCGCUGGUGGAGGUCUCCUUCUCAUUAUCGUCAUCCUCGUCCUCAUCGCCUACAAACGCAAGUCACGUGAAAAUGACCUCACCCUCAAGCGCCUGCAGAUGCAAAUGGACAACUUGGAGUCACGCGUUGCCCUGGAGUGCAAAGAAGCCUUUGCCGAGCUGCAGACGGACAUCAAUGAGCUGACCAGUGACCUAGACAGGGCUGGUAUCCCCCACCUUGACUACAGGACGUACGCUAUGAGGGUCCUUUUUCCCGGCAUAGAGGAUCAUCCUGUCCUCCGAGAACUGGAGGUGUCAGGAAAUGGCCAGCAGAAUGUGGAGAAGGCCCUGAAGGUUUUUGGCCAGCUCAUCAACAACAAAGUGUUCCUGCUCACCUUCAUACGAACGCUGGAAAUGCAGCGCUCUUUCUCCAUGAGGGACCGCGGCAACGUUGCCUCACUUAUCAUGACAGCGCUGCAGGGUCGACUGGAGUACGCCACCGACGUCCUUAAACACCUGCUGUCGGACCUCAUCGACCGCAACCUGGAGAGCAAGAACCACCCCAAACUGCUGCUGCGCAGAACUGAGUCAGUUGCAGAGAAGAUGCUCACGAAUUGGUUUGCCUUCCUUCUUCACAAAUUCCUUAAGGAGUGUGCUGGGGAGCCUCUGUUCAUGCUAUACUGCGCCAUCAAGCAGCAGAUGGAGAAAGGUCCCAUUGAUGCCAUCACUGGAGAGGCCCGCUACUCCCUGAGUGAAGACAAACUCAUCCGCCAGCAGAUUGAGUACAAAACCCUGAUCUUGAACUGUGUGAACCCAGAUAAUGAAAACAGUCCAGAGAUCCCAGUAAAGGUCUUGAACUGUGACACCAUCACACAGGUGAAGGAGAAAAUACUGGAUGCGGUUUACAAGAACAUGCCCUAUUCUCAGCGGCCACGAGCUGUCGACAUGGACCUGGAGUGGCGCCAAGGACGAAUGGCUCGAGUGGUGUUGCAGGAUGAAGACAUCACUACCAAGAUUGAGAAUGAUUGGAAAAGGCUAAACACUCUCAUGCACUACCAGGUAUCGGACCGCUGUGUGGUAGCUUUGGUUCCCAAACAGACCUCAUCAUACAAUAUCCCUUCUUCAGCCAGCAUAUCACGCACUUCCAUCAGUAGAUAUGACUCUUCAUUCCGCUACACGGGCAGUCCAGACAGCCUACGUUCACGAGCUCCUAUGAUCACACCAGAUUUAGAAAGCGGUGUGAAAGUGUGGCAUCUGGUGAAGAACCAUGAACACGGAGACCAGAAGGAAGGAGACCGUGGAAGCAAGAUGGUGUCUGAGAUUUAUCUGACCAGACUGCUGGCAACCAAGGGUACCCUUCAAAAAUUUGUAGAUGAUCUAUUCGAGACAUUGUUCAGCACAGUUCACAGAGGCAGCACCCUUCCCCUGGCCAUAAAAUACAUGUUUGACUUUCUGGAUGAGCAGGCAGACAAACAUGGCAUUCAUGACACAGAUGUGCGUCACACAUGGAAAAGCAACUGCCUUCCAUUGCGUUUCUGGGUGAACGUAAUAAAGAACCCACAGUUUGUGUUUGACAUCCAUAAGAGCAGCAUCACAGAUGCCUGUCUAUCUGUAGUAGCUCAGACCUUUAUGGAUUCUUGCUCUACUUCGGAGCACCGCCUGGGCAAGGACUCCCCGUCCAAUAAGCUGCUCUACGCUAAAGAUAUUCCCAAUUACAAGAGCUGGGUAGAGAGGUACUAUGCCGACAUCAACCGGCUGCCAGCCAUUAGUGACCAGGACAUGAAUGCCUAUUUGGCAGAACAGGCCAGACUGCACUCCACAGAGUUUAACAUGCUCAGCGCACUCAAUGAGAUCUACUCUUACGUCAGCAAGUACAGUGAGGAGAUCACUGCGGCUCUGGAGCAGGAUGAACAAGCGAGGAAGCAGAGGUUGGCCUAUAAGGUGGAGCAGCUCAUCUCUGCAAUGUCCCUUGAGAGCUGAGAAUGACCCUGACUGAAACAGACAGAGAAAAAAAGAGAGGACCACUAUCUCUUACAGGACCAGCAAAAGGUCCCACAUGACAUACCUCUCACUGGGAAGCUACAGUCCAACCGUGAACCCAACCUGAGGCUUCUGUAUCCACAGCCAGACAGACGUAUACAGCGACUGCUUUAGUUUGUAAUUCUCUCACUUUCUUCCAUGAUGGUACCGCUUAAGGGCCCCACAGCCUGGAAAAGAGGUUCUGCAGCAGGGGCUCAUAAUGGCAUACGGAAGGAACAUCAGAACACUAGGCAACAACAUGGCUUGUAUUUAUUUAUUUGUCUUUUUUUUUUUUUUUGUAUUUUGCUCAAAGGAUAUUUUCUCUCAGUUUGACAGGAAAUUGUAUGCUGUGUGUGUCUGUGUGUGUGUGUGUGCGUGCGUGCGUGCGUGCG